AUGAGCUCUGCUAUUUUACAAUAUUUUACUCUUUCGAACAAUUUGGGCAGUUGUUUCACUAUUCUCCAUAAACUUUCAUGGUCAACAUUUAUUCGUCAUUUUACUGCAUUUCUGUUUUAUGUUUUCGUGCUAAUUCAGUGGCCUAAAGGUAAGCUUAGCAUGGCUAAUAUUAUAGCUGCACGAACAGGAUUAACCACUGUUUCAUUCAUAUUAUUUUUCUGGUGUGCUAUCUUUUAUCAUUAUAUGAUAUCAGCCGGACGUGUAGAGAUCGACUGGAUUAAUGGACGAUUUCAAGCAAGCGGCUGGUUAGUUCGAAGUUCUCGACAUAGUCAUCGAGUGUUACUAGUAUUAUCGUUGGCAGUAUCUGCAGCAGCUGUAAUUCAUACAAGUACUUUGCAUGUACUCUUUGAUUUUGAGAGACGUACAUCAGAGUUUUUCAGUUCUUCCUCAUUUGCAUGGUCAUUUAGUAUUUUAAAAGUUGACUUUUUUUUUGUUCUGUUAUUUGCAAUUUAUAGUGGUGUACGAUUAAGUUUAGAGCCAACUGGGCUUUUGAAGAGAUCAAGGAAUACUAGGACAGUUACAAUAAAUUCUACUACUUCAUCUAUUUCAAAUUUUGGUAACGACAACGAAACUGACACACUUAAUUGUUCUGCAACAAGAAUUACAGCAAUAGAAUCACCAUUGUUACAACUUCAUAAAUGUCCGGAAUAUAUUGAUGAAUGCAAAAUUUGCCUGCAGUAUGUGGCAGAUCGACAACUUGGUUGUAGUCAUAUGCUUUGUUCAAAUUGCUUGAUGAAAAUAGUGAUGGAAUAUCAUAAAAGAAAUGACAGUGAUAUUUCCUGUCCAUUUUGUCGACAACAGUUACAUUAUGUCCGGGAGGUUCAGUUCAGCUUGCCCGACCAGUUUAUUCCAGUUUGUCAAUACAUCGAUCUCUCCUAA
Molecule: messenger RNA, 939 nt
Organism: Brugia pahangi
Lineage: Eukaryota; Metazoa; Nematoda; Chromadorea; Rhabditida; Onchocercidae
Source: the annotation of a GenBank genome assembly